AUGCAUUUGCAGGAGUUGGACAAGCAAGUAAGAAAACUCGCGCUCACGGUUAGCCAUUUAGAGUCCCGAGGUAAGCUGCCAUCCCAGACUGAGCCAAAUCCACGACACAAUGCAAGCGCUAUGACGCUAAGGAGUGGGAAGGUUUUGGAGCCCGUACUUGACAUAAGUCGCGGCCAUGACACUAGUCGCGUCCAUGACGCAAAUCAAGAUAGGGAGAAACUUAACACAGAGGCUCCAGUAGAGUCGGCACCACAAAAGUCAUUUGCAGUACCACCUCCGUUUCCUGGACGACUUGUCCAAUGUAAGAAGGAGCGAGACGAAAAGGAGAUCCUCGACACCUUCCGGAAGGUGGAAAUCAACAUACCUCUUCUCGAUGCAAUUAAGCAGAUCCCACGAUACGAAAAAUUCCUAAAAGAGUUAUGCACGAGUAAAAAGAAACUUCUGGGAAAUGAAAAGGUAAGUGUCGGAGAGAAUGUCUCUGCCGUUCUGCAACAAAAAAUACCGCCCAAAUGUAAGGACCAAGAUAUGUUUUUCAUAUCCUGUAAAAUAGGUAGUGUUGGUAUUAAAAAAGCAAUGUGUGGCUUAGGCCCAUCAAUUAAUGUUAUGCCUUUGUCAAUUUAUAAACUACUUAAUACGGGUCCUUUAAAGGAAACAGGUGUGAUAAUUCAGCUUGCAGAUAGAUCUGUGGUACAUCCAGAGGGAGUAUUAGAGGACAUUCUUGUCAAGGUAAACGAGCUAAUAUUUUCUGCAGACUUCUACAUCAUCGACAUGGAGGAUGACAAUUUGGCCAAUGCAUCAGACAUACUUCUCGGAAGACCAUUUUUAAGUACCGCACAAACGAAGAUUGACGUAAGAAGUGGGAUACUCACUAUGGAGUUCGAUGGGGAAGUAAUAAAAUUCAAUGUAUACGAGGCCAUGAACCGUCCUAGCAUGAUUUCUAAUGUUUCUAAUAUUGAUAUUAUUGAUCAUUUAACUAAGUUACAUUGGGAAUAUCAUAAUAAGGAUGAAUUACAAGCUGUCCUUUGCAGAAGUUUGGACUUUGAUGCCAUUAAGGAACUUGAGGAGUGGAUAACCAUUGAAGAUUCUGUUCACGAAACAGUAGCUCAUAUGGAGGCAUCACAACUACGGAAAGCUUCAGGCUAA
Gossypium arboreum is the source of this 1143-nucleotide messenger RNA. RefSeq lists its product as uncharacterized. NCBI's taxonomy places the organism in Eukaryota, Viridiplantae, Streptophyta, Magnoliopsida, Malvales, Malvaceae. The transcript has a single exon. The coding region runs from base 1 to 1143 and encodes 380 amino acids. The record is from RefSeq and is a predicted model, not a curated record.